Messenger RNA from Coffea arabica (coffee), 906 nucleotides. Its product is annotated as NAC transcription factor 29-like. The record is from RefSeq and is a predicted model, not a curated record. Gene Ontology annotation, biological process: regulation of DNA-templated transcription. Gene Ontology annotation, molecular function: DNA binding. Lineage: Eukaryota; Viridiplantae; Streptophyta; Magnoliopsida; Gentianales; Rubiaceae.
AUGGAAGGCAUCAAUGUUCUCCCGCCAGGUUUCAGAUUUCACCCCACUGAUGAGGAGCUCAUCAAUUAUUACCUCAAGAACAAAGUCUCUUCUGCCACAAAUCCCUUAGUUUCCAUCAUAGCUGAAAUUGAUCUCUACAAGUUCAAUCCUUGGGACCUUCCCGACAAAGCCUUGUUUGGUGAAAGUGAAUGGUUUUUCUUCAGCCCCCGAGAUAGGAAAUACCCCAACGGGGCUCGUCCGAAUCGAUCAGCUGCAUCCGGCUACUGGAAAGCCACAGGAACUGAUAAACCUAUCCUUUCUUAUGCGUCACAGUGCAUUGGGGUGAAGAAAGCUCUGGUAUUCUACAAAGGUCGUGCUCCAAAUGGCACGAAGACUAACUGGAUGAUGCAUGAAUAUAGGCUUCUCAAUGAUAGCCAUCAUUCUUUAGUGCAGAAAGGAUCGAUGAGACUGGAUGACUGGGUAUUAUGCCGUGUUCGGCAGAAGAGCAAUAAUAGCAUUGAGCCAAGGGAAGGAAACGCCAAAAGCAGGUCCAAGCGGACAUUCCCUUGUGGCUUCGACGCCUAUGGAGAAGGAGAAAUCGCUCAGAAUAUCAGCUAUUUUGGAAAUAACCAUUGGCAUCCACAACAAAACUCUGAUAGACUAAUUCCAUAUGGGCAUCUUGAUAUUCAAGGAGGAACUUCAUCGGAUCAAUCGAGCUCCCAAGAAAAUUUCGAACCAUCCCAAGUUAAUAUUAACAUGAACCAUUCAAUGAAAGAUGCAUUAGAAAGCAUCAAAAGAGUGCUCUCCCUCGGGAAUUUAGAUGAACAGGGAUCAAAACUGCCAAAUAAGCGAUUACGUUCUUCUUUAACUCCAUCAUCAACUUAUUUGGAAAACUCAGGCAUAUUUGUGAUUCCUAAUAAUCCAUAG